Neurospora hispaniola is the source of this 391-nucleotide messenger RNA. RefSeq lists its product as uncharacterized. Bases 24 to 209 code for a protein of 61 amino acids. The record is from RefSeq and is a predicted model, not a curated record. The transcript has a single exon. NCBI's taxonomy places the organism in Eukaryota, Fungi, Ascomycota, Sordariomycetes, Sordariales, Sordariaceae.
GCACCGGGCAGCGUACGGGUUUAAUGUAUCAGUAUAUAUCUCAGCUAUACGUUAUGAAGGAUAUGCCCCAGCGUACCCCAGAACUUGACAGAAUUACCCUCUCAAAGCCUUCUACCUGUGUGCAUUUGUUGUCCCUCUGUGGCGGCUAUCUUACCUCAAUAAGCUCAGCCGACCUUCACGUCCGGUCCUUCAGUCGUGUUCAAGGCUAAAGAAGUGCGCUAUUAGGUAGCUUCCAUCUGCCCGUUUGCUUGUCGCCUUGUCUACUUUCAUCACAUCUCGUUUAUUCAAUUUUCACAGAAAAAGUUCUCGCUCACUGCCAAAAUAAAAUACACGGCCAAAAAAGAUAAACCCCUGUGUUUUUGUUAGACCUCUGUCCAUGCCGCAACGAUAA